UUGGAGGAGGAAGUGAAAGGGGAAGACAGAAGCUGGGGUAGCAGGUAGUUAGCUCGCAGGCAGACAAGCCUUCAAACAAAGUGCCAAAUUUGCACAUUAGUUGCAGAUAAUCUGCCUCGCCAAUUUACGACACGGGUUUUGUUAGUGUUCACGCAAAGGGCAGCUCAUUUUUCUAAGAAUUUGAAACGAGACAUUGUCAAGUUAACGCUAGCCAACGAGUUGAGUGCCAGCGAGCCAGCUAGCUAACGUAACGCCUAGUUAGCCUCUGACGCUAGCUGCCCUGAACAAUAACAGCUAGUCAGCUCGCAGCCUGGUCCGGUACCGUCAACAAGUCUCCGCUCCGCUGUGGUACAAGGUGAAACUGUGGAAAAAUGACAUCCAGGAAGAAAGUGCUCUUGAAAGUCAUCAUCCUGGGAGAUUCUGGUGUUGGAAAGACCUCCCUAAUGAACCAGUACGUGAACAAGAAGUUUAGUAACCAGUACAAAGCUACAAUAGGAGCAGACUUCCUGACCAAGGAGGUGAUGGUGGAUGACCGGCUCGUUACAAUGCAGAUCUGGGACACGGCCGGCCAGGAAAGGUUCCAGUCCUUGGGUGUGGCCUUCUACCGUGGAGCAGACUGCUGUGUGCUGGUGUUUGAUGUGACCGCACCCAAUACCUUCAAGACACUCGACAGCUGGAGGGAUGAGUUUCUGAUCCAGGCCAGCCCCAGAGAUCCUGAGAACUUCCCUUUUGUGGUGCUAGGCAAUAAGAUUGACUUGGAGAAUAGACAGGUAACCACCAAAAGGGCUCAGGCUUGGUGUCAGAGUAAGAACAACAUCCCGUACUUUGAGACCAGUGCCAAAGAAGCCAUAAAUGUAGAACAGGCAUUCCAGACAAUUGCACGUAACGCCCUCAAACAGGAGACAGAGGUGGAGUUGUAUAAUGAAUUCCCAGAGCCCAUAAAACUGGAUAGGAAUGACAGAGCUAAACCUUCAGCAGAAAGCUGCAGCUGCUGAAGGACAACUUGGACCAUCUUCUCUCUUGGCUUUCUGAACCAUCCUGUCACCAGUUAUAUCACCUGCUCCUCGCUCCGAGGGAAAGGACUUCCCUACUGGUCUUCCUCUUUCACACCACUGUUCAUUCCAUCGACACAAUCCCUCACGAAGUACGCUGCACAUGGAUGUAUUCCUCCCCUCCCACACACACACGCACACCACUUAGUACACAAAUUAAUACACAAGCGUACUCUCGUAAAAUACACUGACAAAUCCACUGCCCAAACAUCACAGAGAGAAGAAUGACACCCCUUCUGACCUCACAGUCCCUGACCUGAUAGUGAGUGAUCUCCUGUCUUGCCCACCAAUUUGUCUGACUGUGGCCCCUGACUCUUACGCUGAGGGGGCAAGAUAGAGCCAUGUUCAAAGAGUGCAUUUGGGAACUCUAGAUGGACUGGCUGGUGCUGUGUAAUGUGAGACGAUGUUGGCUAAUGUCAGCAUCCCAAGUAUCUUAUUUUCAUUUUCUGUUUCUUGUUUGCUCUGUGUUGCCUAUCUGUCAAGAAAUAAUCGAGUUGAACUAUAUAUAUACAUAUAUAUAUAUAUAUAUUUUAAUUGGCUGAUGUUAUUUCUCAAGCCAAUCUGAAACACAUACUUGUUUUUUGUUGCACUUUCUUUUUAUGUUUUUGCCUUUAAAUGUCAUAGAGGGAUGACUGAUUUUGGGCAACGUCAGCUACCACACAGCUUUUGUUGAACUUCAAAUUAUACCUCCUCGCUUCUUUUCCCUGUCAAAUAUACCCUGAGAAUCUGUCAAACACUUUGGUGAUUGCAUUGCCUUUUCCCUUCAAGGUUGCGUGUUAAUGGGUUUAUAACUGCCUCACAAGUUCCUAAGUAGACAUUAAGUAAAAGCUGAUAACGCAGUCACAGUGUAAAACAUGGAUUGAUUCUUGAUAUAUUAAUAUUUGCCUUUUAUGUAACAUUACUUGUACUGCUACUAUUACUGCUGUAUGUGUUACGUCCUUCAUCAGACAUCUUUCAAGGCUAUGGAAAUAUGUGUCACCAACACAGCAUACACCUGUCUUCUGUCAUGUCUUUGUUAUUGCUGUUCUCCCUAUCUGCUUGUAGCUCAGGUUGGCUAAGUACUUAAUAUUUUUAACGGAUCGUGUAUUACGGUGUAUAGAUGGUAAAGGUGAAAGGCUGGUGGAUUGAACUAAAAUGGAUGUUCUCUCUUUCCAUUUAAAGAAAAAAUCCAACUUUUUGCCCUGGUAUUAUUCUUCCUCCUUAUAGAAAAAAAAACACUGCGAUGCCAAUGAUGUUGUUAAAGAAAAUUGGGAUGUCAAAUAAUAAAACUCUUGAAUAUA
Toxotes jaculatrix (banded archerfish) is the source of this 2332-nucleotide messenger RNA. RefSeq names its product ras-related protein rab7-like. Gene Ontology annotation, molecular function: GTPase activity; GTP binding. Gene Ontology annotation, cellular component: late endosome; phagocytic vesicle; lysosome. Gene Ontology annotation, biological process: phagosome-lysosome fusion; endosome to lysosome transport. The transcript has 6 exons. The coding region runs from base 372 to 995 and encodes 207 amino acids. The record is from RefSeq and is a predicted model, not a curated record. Lineage: Eukaryota; Metazoa; Chordata; Actinopteri; Toxotidae.